Lepus europaeus (European hare) is the source of this 2055-nucleotide messenger RNA. RefSeq names its product alpha-L-iduronidase (gene IDUA). The transcript is spliced from 14 exons. Gene Ontology annotation, molecular function: L-iduronidase activity. The record is from RefSeq and is a predicted model, not a curated record. NCBI's taxonomy places the organism in Eukaryota, Metazoa, Chordata, Mammalia, Lagomorpha, Leporidae. Gene Ontology annotation, biological process: carbohydrate metabolic process. The coding region runs from base 9 to 1949 and encodes 646 amino acids.
GCCCGGCCAUGCGCCCCCCAGCCGCUCUGCUCGCGCUCGUGGCUGCGCUCCUGGCCGCGGCCCCGGCCGCCCGGGCCGAGGCCCCGCACCUGGUGCGCGUGGACGCGGCCCGCGCGCUGGGGCCCCUGCGGCCUUUCUGGAGGAGCACCGGCUUCUGCCCCCCGCUGCCGCACAGCCAGGCCGCCCGCUUCGACCUCAGCUGGGACCAGCAGCUCAACCUGGCCUACGUGGGCGCCGUCCCGCACGGUGGCAUCCAGCAGGUGCGGACCCACUGGCUGCUGGAGCUCGUCACAGCCAGGGGGUCGUUGGAGCAGGGCCUGAGCUACAACUUCACGUACCUGGACAGGUACCUGGACCUGCUCAGAGAGAACCAGCUCCUCCCAGGCUUUGAGCUGAUGGGCAGCCCCUCGGGGCGCUUCACCGACUUCGAGGACAAGCACCAGGUGAUCGGCUGGAGGGCCCUGGUCUCCCUGCUGGCCAGGAGAUACAUCGGCCGCUACGGGCUGGAGCACGUUUCUCGGUGGAACUUCGAGACGUGGAACGAGCCGGACCAUCAAGACUUUGACAACGUGUCCAUGACCACUCAAGGCUUCCUGAACUACUACGACGCCUGCUCCGAGGGGCUGCGCGCCGCCAGCCCCGCGCUGCGGCUGGGCGGCCCCGGCGACUCGUUCCUGCCGCCGCCGCGCUCCCCGCGGAGCUGGGCCCUCCUGGAACACUGCGCCCGCGGCACCAACUUCUUCACGGGCGAGCGGGGCGUGCGGCUGGACUACAUCUCCCUGCACAAGAAGGGCGCGGGCAGCUCCAUCUUCAUCCUGGAGCGGGAGGCGGCGGUCGCGAGGCAGAUCCGGCAGCUCUUCCCCGAGUUAGCCGACACGCCGGUGUACAACGACGAGGCGGACCCGCUGGUGGGCUGGGCCCUGCCGCGCCCCUGGAGGGCCGACGUCACCUACGCGGCCAUGGUGGUGAAGGUCAUCGCGCAGCACCAGAACCUGCUGGUGGCCAACGCCAGCUCCUCGGUCCACUACGCGCUGCUAAGCAACGACAACGCCUUCCUCAGCUACCACCCGCACCCCUUCUCGCAGCGCACACUCACCGCCCGCUUCCAGGUCAACAACACCCGCCCGCCGCACGUGCAGCUGCUGCGCAAGCCGGUGCUCACCGCAAUGGGGCUGCUGGCCCUGCUGGACAGACAGCAGCUCUGGGCCGAGGUGUCACAGGCCGGCGCUGUGCUGGACAGCAACCACACGGUGGGCGUCUUGGCCAGCGCCCACCGCCCCAAGGGCCCCGCCGACGCCUGGCGCGCCACGGUGCUGGUCUACUCCAGCGACGACACCCACGCCCACGCCAACCGCAGCAUCCCCGUGACACUGCGCCUGCGCGGGGUGCCCCCUGGCCCCGGCCUGGUCUAUGUCACGCGCUACCUGGACAACCAGUUCUGCAGCCCCCACGGCGAGUGGCAGCGCCUGGGCCGCCCGGUCUUCCCCACAGCCGAGCAGUUCCGGCGUAUGCGCGCCGCCGAGGACCCAGUGGUCACAGCGCCGCGCGCCCUCCCCGUCGGCGGACGCCUGACGCUCCGCCAGGAGCUCGCGCUGCCCGCGCUGCUGCUGGUGCACGUGUGCGCGCGUCCCGAGGUCCCACCCGGCCAGGUCACCCGGCUCCGCGCUCUGCCCCUGACCCGUGGUCAGCUGGCUCUGGUCUGGUCGGACGAACGUGUGGGCUCCAAGUGCCUGUGGACUUACGAGGUCCAGUUCUCCCGGGACGGUGAGGUGUACACAGCGGUCAGCAGGACGCCAUCGACCUUUAACCUCUUCGUGUUCAGCCCAGACACAGCUGUUGUCUCCGGCCUGUACCGAGUUCGAGCAGUGGACUACUGGGCCCGGACAGGCCCCUUCUCCGACCCUGUGCUGUACCUAGAGGCCCCACCUCGUGAUGGCCCGGGCGCCUAGUGACCCCAAGCCUGUGCCGCCCACUGAGGCAGGGAGCCAGGGCCCAGGCUGCACUGCACACACUGUGGUUCCCAUCCCCAACCCCGCCUUAAAGUGCCUUUCCACA